Molecule: messenger RNA, 2615 nt
Organism: Clupea harengus (Atlantic herring)
Lineage: Eukaryota; Metazoa; Chordata; Actinopteri; Clupeiformes; Clupeidae
Product: PHD finger protein 14
Exons: 16
Coding region: 126-2615 (829 amino acids)
Biological process (GO): regulation of transcription by RNA polymerase II
Source: RefSeq, a predicted model, not a curated record
UGGUUGCCAUGGCAUCAACAUCCAGCUCCUGCUAGGUUUGCGUCACCACGCUUCAAUACGUAAAAAGAGAUGUGGGGGUGUGCUCUGUGCCAUUGUUCAGUCUAGACAAACGUGAAACCCAGAAAAUGGAUCGGGGCUCGAAGCGCAGGCAAGUGAAGCCAUUGGCUGCCUCGCUGCUGGACGCUCUGGACUACGACAGCUCCGACGACAGCGACUUUGAAGUGGGCGAUGCGUCAGCUGGCUCCGAGGGCAGUGUGAACGGCAGCGAGGACGAGGGCUCCAAAGAGAGCGCCGCCGGCUCCGACAGCGAAUCAGGCGCCGGCUCGGCCGACGAGGGCGGGAACGAAGAGGAAGAAGAGGAGGAAGACGAAGAAGACGCUAACGCUAAAGAGGACCAGAAGGAGGACAGAGAGAAGGAAGAGAAGGGGAAGGAGAAGGAGGAGAAGAGGAGCAAAGACCAGAGCUCCUCGGAGGACACCACUCCUCCUCCUGCCUCCUCCUCCUCCACCUCCAGGAGCCGUCGCCGCGGCGACAAGGUGACCUCCACGGAACCCCCCUCGGAGACGGCGGCGGGAGGAGGCAACACCAACGGCAGCGGGAGCGGGAGCGGCAGCACGGAGGAGGGCUCGACGGCGGGCGCGGCGGCGGAACCCAAGAAGUGGAACCUCCGUCGGAACCGACCCAUGCUGGACUUCACCACCAUGGAGGAGCUGAACGAGAUGGACGACUACGACAGCGAGGAAGACAACGACUGGAGGCCCGCCGCCGGGAAGAGGAAGGGCAGGACCAGCGGCUCCUCCAAGGAGACCGGCGAUGACGAUGAUGACGACGACGACGAUGAUGAUGAUAACGAUGACGACGACGAUGAUGAUGAUGGUAACCGGGGCGACACCGGGAACAAGAGCAGCAGUGAGAGUGAGAAGGAGGAGGAGAAGAAGAGGGAGAAGAAGAGGAAGAAGAAGAGAAGCUCGGCGUUUGAUGAAGAACUGACCAAUGACAGCAUGAGUACUACACACGGCAAGGGCAAUGAGGACUCCCACCUGGAGCGCGCUCAGACGUGGACCUCCCAGAGGAUGGAGCCAAUCCUGAUCUGCUGCGUGUGUCUGGGGGACAACAGCGAGGACGCCGACGAGAUCAUCCAGUGUGACAACUGUGGAGUCACCGUCCACGAGGGUUGCUACGGCGUCGACGGCGAGAGCGACUCGAUCAUGAGCUCGGCCUCGGAGAACUCCACGGAACCGUGGUUCUGCGACGCGUGCAAGAACGGGGUGACGCCCAGCUGCGAGCUCUGCCCCAAUCAGGACGGGAUCUUCAAGGAGACUGACGCCGGGAGAUGGGUGCAUGUGGUGUGCGCUCUCUACGUCCCAGGCGUGGCUUUUGGGGAUAUCGACAAACUGCGACCAGUGACCCUCACAGAGAUGAACUACUCAAAAUACGGAGCAAAGGAGUGUAGCUUCUGCGAGGACACUCGCUUCGCGCGGACGGGCGUGUGCAUCAGCUGUGACGCCGGCAUGUGUCGCUCCUACUUCCACGUGACGUGUGCGCAGAGGGAGGGGCUUCUGUCUGAGGCUGCCGCAGAGGAGGACAUAGCGGACCCGUUCUUCGCCUACUGUAAGCAGCACGCGGACCGGUUCGACAGGAAGUGGAAGCGCAAGAACUACCUGGCGCUGCAGUCCUACUGCAAGUCAUCGCUGAGCGAGCGGGAGAAGCAGCUCACGCCCGAGGCACAGGGCCGCAUCACCACGCGUCUGCAUCAGUACCGCGUGCGCGCCGAGCUGGCGCGUAACACCCGUCCGCAGGCGUGGGUCCCCCGGGAGAAGCUUCCGCGACCCUUGACCUCCAGCGCCUCGGCCAUCCGGAAGCUGAUGCGCAAGGCGGAGCUGAUGGGCAUCUCCACGGACAUCUUCCCCGUGGAUACCACCGAUGCCAGUGCCACCGCCGACGGGCGCCGCCGGCACAAGCAGCCCGCCCUCACCUCCGAGUUCGUCAACUACUACCUGGAGCGUAACAUGCGUAUGAUCCAGAUCCAGGACAACAUCGCCCAGCAGAAGAGCCUCAAGGACACACUGGAGAGUGAGCAGGAGAAGCUGCACGUCGAGUACAAGCAGCUGUGUGAGUCUCUUGAGGAUCUUCAGAAUGUGAACGGACUCCUGCGGACUGAAGGGCUGGCCGUGUGGAACGUGCUGGGGGGCAUUCUGGGACAGAAGCUCAGUGGUCCUACAGUACUGAAGGCUCCUAAGGAGAGGAAGCCCAAUAAGAAGGAGGGAGGAUCCCCUGGGAAGUCAUCCAGUCUACCUGCUAUCCUCUAUAGCUGUGGCAUCUGUAAGAAGAACCAGGACCAGCACCUGCUGCUGCUGUGUGACACGUGCAAACUGCACUACCACCUCGGCUGCCUGGACCCGCCCCUCACACGCAUGCCCAAGAAGACCAAGAACAGCUACUGGCAAUGCUCAGAGUGUGACCAGGCCAGCAGCGAUGAGGCGGACAUCGCCAUGGAAACGCUGCCAGACGGGACCAAGCGGUCCAGACGACAGGUGAAGGGACCAAUGAAAUUCAUCCCUCAGGACAUGUCACCGGAGCCCAAGAAGCUGCAAGUCAGAGGGACCGUGAGGUGA